Messenger RNA from Metarhizium album ARSEF 1941, 816 nucleotides. RefSeq lists its product as uncharacterized. The transcript has 2 exons. The coding region runs from base 1 to 816 and encodes 271 amino acids. The record is from RefSeq and is a predicted model, not a curated record. NCBI's taxonomy places the organism in Eukaryota, Fungi, Ascomycota, Sordariomycetes, Hypocreales, Clavicipitaceae.
AUGGCCCGCCCACUCGACGACUGCUCUCCCGAAGCGAGCUCCUCCACGGCCGCCGAGAAGCCAGUUUCCGCCCUCCGCGCCAGGCUGUGCAGCGAGGACCCGUUCCAUCUAGCUCACGCCUCUGCGUCCUCGUCCGAGCCGCACCGCAGGCACAGUGACAUAUACAAGCAGCUGCGGGCUGCCUUUUCCUCGGUGUCCGGCCCGCGACCAGCACCAGCACCGCAUCACUCCCCGGACGGGGGGAGAUUCAUCAUGAACAAUCUCGCAGAAACAUUUGCCCGGUGCGGCGAGGAGACGUACAAGUCAGUCGCGUGCAACCUCGAGGCCGUCCACAGAUCCCUGUCCGGCCAGAUAGACGCCUUCCACGCCGAGUCUGCAGCGACGCUGAGCGACGCCGCCGCGCUGUACGAGAACAUUUCGUACCCGCUAUCGAUGACGGUGUGCCACUCUGGGCGCUUCCCGCGGGGCACCAUCGAGCAGCACUUGUCGGCGCUCCGGGACAAGAUGGCCGCCGCGGAAGAGGAGCUGGCGUCCCUCGACGCCGAGUGGACGGCGUGUGUCGCCGAGGAAGCCAAGGCGAUGACGGCGACAGCGGCCGACGACGACCCAGACCCGUCAAAGGACGUGGACGCCCUGGUGCACGAGAUUGACGGCAUAGUGAGGGACAAGGCCGCCGACCUGGACCACAUGGACAAGGUGAGCGAGCCGUCCGCUGUCCGGCCAGCGCCACCAGGAGGGCUAACGAGCAGCAAGAAAUAUCGUGACCUGCUGUGGAGGGAGUCGCAGAAGGUGAUGAAGGCCAUCGUGGCGGACUAG